UACCUUGAGGAGAUGGGGAUGUUGUGGAGGCUCCCCUUUUUUGGGCCCAAUUAAUGGACGAGCAAGAUGGAGAGACGCGAGGAGGUGUACCGGCACGGCUGCAUCGCGAAGCAGACGAUCUUGACGACGCACCCGAGUGGUUUGCAGACGAGGGUGUCGGUGGAACUGGCGAAUUUCGACGCUGUGUGCGUGCACUCUGAAUGCAAAGGGAGUCCUCUGAAGAGACCGAUGUGGGAAGGGAGUCCGUUUUUGGGGAGGCGUGGGCUGCUGGGUGGGGUGUCUGCUAACACUACGCCGGUGCUUGGCAGACGGAGCGAUGCCGUCAAUGAAGGGAGGUUGUCCCAGCAGUGCACUCCUGUUAUGCGGAGAAGGGAGAUGCUGGACAGCCCGGGGGGGUCUCCACUGCCGUCUAGAAGGGGGGAGGAGGAGUUUGAAGAAGGCUGCGAGGUGGACAACAGCGUCAUCAGCGGCUGGCUCAAGUUUCGAGACAGCAAGCGGUGGAAGUCGCGGUGGGGAGUCGUCACCAAGCUCUCGCCGGCUGCAGAUUGCCUCCACCUGCAGCUCUAUCGAGACCCCAAAGACCGCUACAAAAAGGGACAAACGAAAGCCUCUCUCUCGCUCCAACACUUCCUCGGCUUCGAGUCCGGGUUCACUCUCGACAAGGAGUCGAACACAAUCGCCAUCAUCUGCCAAGACGUCACCGUCGUCUUGGCGUUCGAGACGAGAGAGAGGCUGAUUUCUUGGCAGGUCAAAGUGGGGGGGCAGCUGGGGUCGUCGAAAGAGUUCCUGGUGAUGGUUGGGGGGGCGUCUAAGAAGCUGCCGGCUGGACCGGCGCGAUUGCAUCUGCAGGGGAGGAGAUUCGCUCUGACAAGCGGAGUGCCGCCGCGUUUAUUGGGACUGUGGGAGAUAGCCCAUUUGAGGUGA
This is a messenger RNA of Ostrinia nubilalis (European corn borer), 924 nucleotides long. Its product is annotated as protein Dok-7-like. The record is from RefSeq and is a predicted model, not a curated record. Lineage: Eukaryota; Metazoa; Arthropoda; Insecta; Lepidoptera; Crambidae. The transcript is spliced from 3 exons. Bases 67 to 924 code for a protein of 285 amino acids. Gene Ontology annotation, molecular function: protein kinase binding. Gene Ontology annotation, biological process: positive regulation of protein tyrosine kinase activity; neuromuscular junction development.